AUGUGCUACUUUCAGGUCUCCUCACACUGCUGGUGGGUUCCAUUUUGUCAUAGGGUGCUGGCAGAUUACGGGCCUCCCAUUGCUGCUGCCAGGCCCGUAAUCUGCCAUGGGCCCCCGUACCGCCUCCUCAUGCUGCUGCCAGGUCCAGAGUGUCUCAUGGGUCCCUGUACGGCCUCCCAUUGCUGCUGUCUCCAUCGCCACACUCUGCCAUGUGCCACUUUCAGGUCUCCUCACACUGCUGGUGGGUUCCAUUUUGUCAUAGGGUGCUGUAUGGCCUCCCAUUGCUGCUGCCUCCACCGCCACACUGUGGCUCCACACUCUGGUUUUGGCCCCGUGACUGCCCAAAUGAGUGAAGUGUGCGGUGAUUCUAAGAUCGACGGCACUCAUCUGCAUGUCAUACUG
Molecule: messenger RNA, 402 nt
Organism: Staurois parvus
Lineage: Eukaryota; Metazoa; Chordata; Amphibia; Anura; Ranidae
Source: the annotation of a GenBank genome assembly